Molecule: messenger RNA, 336 nt
Organism: Nyctereutes procyonoides (raccoon dog)
Lineage: Eukaryota; Metazoa; Chordata; Mammalia; Carnivora; Canidae
Product: 60S ribosomal protein L12-like
Exons: 1
Coding region: 1-336 (111 amino acids)
Biological process (GO): translation
Cellular component (GO): cytosolic large ribosomal subunit; ribosome
Molecular function (GO): structural constituent of ribosome; large ribosomal subunit rRNA binding
Source: RefSeq, a predicted model, not a curated record
AUGCCGCCUAAGUUUGACCCCAAGAUCAAAGUCAUAUACCUAUGGUGCAUUGGUGGUGGGGAGGUCUGUAACACGUCUGUCCUGGUACGGAAGAUCAGGCCUCUGGAUCUGUCUCCAAAAAAGGCUGGUGAUGACAUUACCAAGGCAACUGGUGGUUUGAAGUUUCUGGGGAUUACAGUGAAACUGAACAUUCAGAACACACAGGCCCAGCUGGAAGUGGUACCUUCUACCUCUGCUCUGAUUAUCAGAGCCCCCACAAGGAACCACCUAGAGAUAGAAGCAAAACACAUUAAACACAGUGCAAAUGUCACUUUUGAUGAGCUUGUCAUUGCCUGA